Paramecium octaurelia is the source of this 1131-nucleotide messenger RNA. Lineage: Eukaryota; Ciliophora; Oligohymenophorea; Peniculida; Parameciidae. The record is from the annotation of a GenBank genome assembly.
AUGAAAAUUAAUUCACACCCAGAGAAAAAAUUAGAAGGAAUACUAAAACAAGAUAUCUUGUUUCAAAAGGCGAAAACAAUGAUUAAGGAAUUGAGUAAGAUUGUUGAAACUAUAAUUAGAGAGAGAUAUUUAAGGAUUACCCAGUAUGGAUUAUGAAGAAAGUUCAGCCAAUUUAUAUAAUUUCAUCGUUAAUCGGAAAGACGAGAAUACAACUAACUACAGCUCUAAGGCUCAUCCGUUAAAGAAGACAUAAAGAACUCUCUCAUUUGAAUUGAUAAAACCAAAAAUAUAAGAAACCAAGAUUAAGCAUUUGCGUUUUGGGAGUAGAGAGGGAAGGAGAAUGGACAGUAGAAACAAGUAAAAAAUCAGAAGAAGAAGUUGUUGUUGUUCUGAUUGUGGGCAUGACAACACUAAGAUCACACAUCUAAUGUACAAAGGAGCAACUUGUCAUCGUUAAGUAGAACAAGCAUAACAAAUAAAGAAAAAGAGGGAUUUUGUUGAGGACUCUCUCCGCUUUUGUAAAUAUUCCAAUAAUAACCAUAAGCUUAAAAAAUUGCAAGAAGAAUGAUUCUUAUAAGAAAUAGAUUAUCUUCUAAAACAAUAGUAUUUAGAAAACGUUGUAACUCCUGUGAUACCCGAUUAUAGAAGGAUAUUCUUGUUUAACAUAAGUCAGUUACUAUGCAGGUGCCUUAAAGAAGGGACACUCAUUCAAAAACCCAGAAGAGACAUACUGUAUUUGUGAAAAGACAAUAAACAAUAAAUGAUAAAUUGUUACUUAUACCAAUUAAAAAUCUCAAAGUGGUUUAAGAAAUAUAAUUACCAAAUAAAACUCUACCUACUCUACCUAGUAAUACAUCAUCGAAGAUAUUAAAGAAGAAACAUUUAAGUCGCACUUUCAUCCCAGUUAAUCGUUCUAUUUUACCUUAAGUGAGUCCGUCAAAAUUUAUAAUUAAUAACUAGAAAUCAAUAGACUGUUAAUUGAAAUCUCAAAUUAGAAAGGAAGUGAAGGAAUUAUAAAAACCACUUAGUGAAUCUAAAAAAAACUCAGUCGUGAGUCUUACUAAUCCAUAUCGUAAUAUCUCAUAAUUAGAUUACUUACUUAAAGUUAGAAGAAGACAGUGUAAUUAUUGA